This is a messenger RNA of Solanum dulcamara, 713 nucleotides long. Its product is annotated as demethylepipodophyllotoxin synthase-like. Gene Ontology annotation, molecular function: monooxygenase activity; iron ion binding; heme binding. Bases 12 to 473 code for a protein of 153 amino acids. Lineage: Eukaryota; Viridiplantae; Streptophyta; Magnoliopsida; Solanales; Solanaceae. Gene Ontology annotation, biological process: defense response to other organism. The record is from RefSeq and is a predicted model, not a curated record. The transcript is spliced from 2 exons.
AGGUGCUGUGGAUGAAGAUCUUGCUGCUUUUGAUGCUGACACCAUUAUCAAAUCUACAUGCUUGGCUUUGUUCGGCAGGAGGAUCUGACACUGUAGUUGGAACACUAACAUGGACUCUGUCUUUGUUACUCAACAACCCUCAUGUAAUGGAAAAGGCCCAAGAAGAAUUAGACAUUCAAGUUGGAAGAAAUACACUAGUUCUUGACGAGUCACAUAUAAGGAACUUAGCCAGGCCGGGACGUCCGGCAGAAUGCUUGGCCUCCUGCGCUGGAAGCGAGACCCGAAGGGUGAGCUUAUGGCGAUUUAUCUUCAAACCAUUAGUAAAGAAUCAUUACGUUUGUAUCCACCUACCUACAGCACUCUCAGUCCCUCAUGUAGCCAUGGAAGAUUGCACUAUUGGUGGCUAUAAUAUCCUAAAAGGUACUCGAGUACUACUCAACUUGCGGAAGAUUCAACGGGAUCCGACCAUUUGAUCAGAACCCGAUUUAUUCAAGCCAGAGAGGUUUUUGAUGACUUAUAAAAAUAUAGAUGUUAGGGGAAAUCAUUUUGAAUUAAUUUCAUUUGGUGCUGGAAGAAGAAUUUGCCCUGGGAUUUCCUCAACACUUGUGUUGUUGCACUUGACUUUGGCUAACCUGCUACAUGCAUUUGAAAUUACAAGGCCAUCUAAUGAACCAAUUGACAUCACUGCGCAUUUUGGGGUAAAAGCUACACUA